This is a messenger RNA of Pistacia vera, 2265 nucleotides long. RefSeq names its product eukaryotic translation initiation factor-like. The transcript has 5 exons. Gene Ontology annotation, cellular component: eukaryotic translation initiation factor 4F complex. The record is from RefSeq and is a predicted model, not a curated record. The annotation marks the transcript as partial. Lineage: Eukaryota; Viridiplantae; Streptophyta; Magnoliopsida; Sapindales; Anacardiaceae. Gene Ontology annotation, molecular function: translation initiation factor activity; protein binding; mRNA binding.
UCAUUCUUUAUUCAAGUAAAUGAGAAAUUCAUUUCAAGAAAUUGCUCAUUUGCCUUCACAUUUCUACAGAAUCAGGGACCAACUCCUGUUUUAGUCAAGGCUGAGGUUCUAUGGUCGGCGAGAAGGGGAAAUCACUAUGACAAGGACAUUAUUUCGAAUAAACUUACCCCUGAAAAAUUUGAUCUCGUUAAGGGUCAACUCAUGGACUCUAGCAUCACAUCAGCUUAUAUCUUACAGGGAGUUAUAUCUCUUAUAUAUGAUAAGGCUGUUCUUGAGCCCACAUUCUGCCCCAUGUACGCUCAGCUAUGUUUUGAUUUGAAUGAAAAGCUCCCCCCAAUUCCCUCGGAUGAACCUGGUGGGAAAGAAAUCACGGUUAAACGUCUCCUCUUGAAUAAUUGCCAGAAGGCAUUUGAGGGUUCUUACGAACUAGGGGAAGAAGUAAGGCAGAUGACUACUCCAGAGCAGGAAAUGGAGCGUAGAGGUAAAGAAAGAAUGCUCAAGCUUCGUACUCUUGGAAACAUUCAUUUAAUUGGUGAGCUUCUGAAGCAGAAGAUGGUGCCUGAAAAGAUUGUCCAUCACAUUGUUCAGGAACUUUUGGGACAUGAUAGUGCAUCUUAUCCCGCAGAAGAAAAUGUUGAGGCCAUAUGUCAGUUUUUCAACACCAUCGAUAAGCAGCUUGAUGAGAGUCCAAAAUCACGGCGUAUAAAUGAUAUGUACUUUAGUAGGUUGAAGGACUUGACUUCAAACCCUCAGCUUGCUCCCCGACUGAGGUUCAUGGUUCGUGAUGUUCUAGAUCUGCGUACAAACAACUGGGUUCCCAGGAGAGAAGAGGUGAAAGCAAAAACAAUAACAGAAAUUCAUUCAGAGGCAGAAAAAAAUCUAGGGUUACGUCCGGGUGCUACUGCAAGUAUGAGAAAUAGUCGUGUCUCUGGGGCUCAAGUUGUUACUAGUUCAGGUGGCAUGCCCAUCACUCGUCCUGGCUCAGGUGGUAUGAUGCCUGGCAUGCCAGGAACUAGAAAGAUGCCUGGGAUGCCUGGAAUUGACAAUGAUAAUUGGGAGGUACCUAGGCAACGGAGUAUGCCUAGGGGUGAUGGAGCUGGAAUCCAGCCGAUGGGACGUGGCCAGUCAGCAUCACUUAACACGAGGCUAUUACCUCAGGGUACUGGUGGCUUAAUGAGUGGCAGAAGUGCCCUUCUGCAGGGGAGUGGUACCCCUCCUGGUCGCCCUUCCAACUUCUAUUCUGGCUCAGAACCUUUGUUCCAAUCUCCUGCAUCUUCUAAACCUGCUCCUGCACCCUAUGUGCCUCCAGUUGUGGAGAAACCACAGGCACCAGCUGUAAGGUUGAACAUGGAUGAACUUCGUAAAAAAACAGUUUCACUUCUUGAAGAAUAUUUCAGUAUCCUGGAUUUGGGUGAAGCACUAACAUGCGUGGAGGAAUUGAAGUCUCCUGGAUACCACCCUGAGUUUGUCAAAGAAUCCAUCUCCCUAGCACUUGAGAAAAGUCCACCUCGUGUUGAUCCACUAGCGAAGCUCUUGGAACACUUGCUUGCUAAGAAAGUAAUUACACCUAGAGACAUAGAGACUGGAUGCUUGAACUAUGGCAGGUUGAUGGAUGAUAUUGCUAUUGAUUUGCCUAAAGCACCUAAUAAUUUUGGCGAGAUUGUUGGGAAGCUCAUUUUGGUGGGGGGCUUGGAUUUUAAAUUCGUAAAGGAGAUCCUUACAAAGAUGGAAGAUGACAAGUUCCAGAAAACUCUUUUUGAUGCAACCAUGAAUACAGUUAGUUUGAGUCCAUCUGGGCAAAAUAUUUUGGAUUCCCAAGCAUCAGAUAUCGAGUCCUGCCGGAGUUUGUUCUAGCAGUCUAAUAUUUCUAUGAAUGAGUACUUCAGUUUCAGUAUCCACAAAGACCUCCUGUGCUAGCUUUUAGGGCUUCAUAACCUUAAAGGCAAGCGACAUGUAUUAUUUGAUAAGGUGGAGCUGCCAAAAGCAAAAUAGGUAAUUUUAUUUGAGUUUUGUAUAUUUUUCCGAGGUCAGAGCUAUAUGUUUUAUUGAGGAAAGAAAUCAAACUAUAAAUGCCAUGGAUUUUGUUCUCGAGUAUGGCCUAAUAUUGUGCCUAAUCGCUUGAGAAGAGUGGCCCUUUCGAGGGAUCCAGUUGUUUUGUAUUUGAUUAGUUUUUGAAUCAUUUUUUACUUUCUUGACUGGGUAAAACUAGUUUAUUGUUAAAACUGUUCACUUCAUAAAAAUCCCCAAGUAUUUGCCUUUCCACUA